Messenger RNA from Microplitis demolitor, 901 nucleotides. RefSeq names its product 40S ribosomal protein S3a (gene RpS3A). Lineage: Eukaryota; Metazoa; Arthropoda; Insecta; Hymenoptera; Braconidae. The transcript is spliced from 4 exons. Gene Ontology annotation, cellular component: cytosol; ribosome. The record is from RefSeq and is a predicted model, not a curated record. Bases 51 to 851 code for a protein of 266 amino acids. Gene Ontology annotation, molecular function: structural constituent of ribosome. Gene Ontology annotation, biological process: translation.
GCUUAACAAUCUGAGCCAUGCUGGUUUCUUUUUAGCCUCUACUCUCAGCAAUGGCAGUUGGUAAAAAUAAGGGUCUGUCCAAAGGUGGCAAAAAAGGAGUUAAAAAGAAGAUUGUAGAUCCAUUCACUCGUAAAGAUUGGUACGAUGUCAAGGCACCGUCCAUGUUUACAACUCGCCAGGUCGGCAAAACUUUGGUUAACAGAACCCAAGGAACAAAAAUCGCUAGUGAAGGAUUAAAACUGCGAGUUUUCGAAGUUUCGCUCGCGGAUCUUCAAAAUGAUCAAGAUGCUGAGAGAUCUUUCCGUAAAUUCCGUUUAAUUGCGGAAGAUGUUCAAGGAAGAAGUGUCCUCACUAAUUUCCACGGUAUGGAUUUAACAACCGACAAGCUCCGAUCUAUGGUAAAAAAGUGGCAAACGUUGAUUGAAGCCAACGUUGACGUAAAAACCACCGAUGGUUAUCUAUUAAGAGUAUUCUGCAUUGGUUUCACCAACAAAGAUCAACUUAGCCAGAGAAAAACCUGUUACGCUCAACAUGCCCAGGUCAGGAACAUAAGACGGAAAAUGGUAUCAACAAUUACAGAAGACAUUACCAAGAGUGACUUAAAAGGUGUUGUUAGCAAGUUACUUCCUGAUGCCAUCGCUAAGGACAUUGAAAAGGCAUGUCAAGGAAUUUAUCCUCUUCAUGAUGUUUACAUUCGUAAAGUAAAAGUUUUGAAGAAACCUAGAUUCGAACUUAGCAAAUUACUUGAGUUACAUGGGGAUGGUGGAAGUAAGACCAGCGAGCCUGGUGAAGCUGGAUCAAAAGUGGAUAGACCCGAAGGUUACGAACCUCCAGUUCAAGAAUCAGUUUAAAAGAUCUUUGUAAACAUAAUAUGUUGUUUCAAUAAAAGAUCAAAAAUGAA